This is a messenger RNA of Penicillium odoratum, 417 nucleotides long. RefSeq names its product succinate dehydrogenase assembly factor 4. NCBI's taxonomy places the organism in Eukaryota, Fungi, Ascomycota, Eurotiomycetes, Eurotiales, Aspergillaceae. Bases 1 to 417 code for a protein of 138 amino acids. Gene Ontology annotation, biological process: mitochondrial respiratory chain complex II assembly. The record is from RefSeq and is a predicted model, not a curated record. The transcript has a single exon. Gene Ontology annotation, cellular component: mitochondrion.
AUGUUCUUCUCCGUUGCUCUACCCCGUACACGCCUUCCCCUUAGUCGAGUCUCGGUGCGAUCAAUCUCCACCACCAGUGCUUUGCGCAACAACGCAGACGGCAAGCCCGCCUUCGCAUUUGCAAAGGGUCCCGCUCCCCCACGUCUCCCCAAGGAAGAACAGGAGAUCUUCGAAGAGCUCCAAAAGCGGUCAACAGGCGCUUUCAGCACACCGCAAGUCAACCAGUCGCCCAAGGCCGAGAUCAAGGUCAACGGCAACGGCGAAGAGCUUCACCCCGAUGCGCCGCAAGGCCUGAAGCCCGAAUUCGAGGGCGAUACGAACCCCAAGACUGGCGAGGUUGGAGGACCUAAGAAUGAGCCUCUUCGAUGGGGUGCUGCCGGUGAUUGGAGUUAUGGUGGCCGGGUGACCGAUUUCUAA